GCUUGAUUCUUUGUUCGCCGUCAAAUCCCUGGCUAAUCUCGAGCUCUCAACACCUACGAAAUGACAUAGCUGCUGUCAUCACGCAACUUUCACUGCGAAACCGCCCGAACAACAACCAGAAUGGUAGUUUGCAAGUUCUACGAGCAGGGGAACUGCAGGUACGGACAGAAUUGCCGAUUCGAGCACCCACGGUCGCAAAAUAACAACCGCUUUGCAGCCUUUGGCCAAAACACAGGAGGAGGAUUCAAUCGAGGCGGCAACAACAACGAUGGGCUUCCGUACGCGCUAUCAAAGGAGACCAUUGAGAAGGAUUUGACGUCGGAAGCGCCACAAUGGAUCUUGUCCGCCUAUGGCCCCGGCAGGGAUGCUCCGGAGCAGCUUUUCGGAGGCAACUUGCGCGAGCAGAGUUUUGAGGAGAUGAGACUCGUUCAUAUGAUGGCGGAAGCCUCUGGAAAUCCUCAGCAAGCGCUCAAUCAAGCACAAGAGCUAUACCAGCAAGCCCAGCAACAAAUGAAGACGGCGGUGGGCAACCUUGACGGAGCUAUUCAAUUCAUCAUUUCUGCCGAGCAAACGCACCCCAACAGGACAGACAUUUGCAAGCAAGGCACAUUGCCAGGCGGGACCACAGGGGAGUUUGCGGUCGGAAGAAGGGGCGGCGCUUCUUCACAGCAGAACCCUUUUUCGUCAAAUUCGAACGCAGCGACAUCGAACCCAUUCUCCUCCAACAACACAAACACGACUUCUGCCUUUGGUGGUGGCGGUGGAACUUCAACAGGGAGCGCCUUUGGCCAGACUGCGACCCUGGGGCAACGUGCGAAUCCCUUUGGCGCGCCAGCUUUUGGUCAAACAUCGCAGCCAUCGCAGCCGACUUCAGCAUUCGGCCAACCAUCACAACCUACGUCGGCGUUUGGUGCCGCGAGUAGCUCCGCCCCCGCUUUCGGGCAAACAUCGCAACCUACAUCCGCCUUUGGACAACCCAGCGCGCUGGGAGGUGGCACAUCGGCUUUUGGCCAGGCCUCAGCCCUCGGUCAGAAGCCCAAUCCCUUCGGCGCGCCUGCGUUCGGGCAGCCGGCACAACCAGCAGCAGCAUCAGGGGGCAGUGCCUUCGGCCAACCAUCUCAACUUGGCGGAGGCGGCAGCGCGUUUGGCCAAGCCAGUGCUCUUGGACAGAAGCCAAAUCCCUUUGGAGGCGCGACGAGCGGCGCCAGCCCGUUUGCAAGCGCCGGCAGCAACAAUACAGCCAGUCCAUUUGGUCAGGCUUCGCAGAACACGGCCAGUCCCAGCCCAUUUGGGCAGCCCGCGCAGAAUACGACACAGAAUGCCAACCCUUUCGGGGCUCCAGCCCAGACGAACCCGAGUCCGUUUGGUCAGCCAGCACAGCCUGCGACAACAAGCGCAUUUGGGCAACCGGCUCAGACUGCAUCUUCCAAUCCCUUCGGUCAGCCAUCUCAAGCGCAGCCGGCGGCGACCAACCCCUUUGGAGCGAAAACCGAUGCGCAGCCCAGCGCCUUCGGUCAGCCGGCGGCGACUGCUCAGCCUACGCAGCCUGCCAGCGGAUUCGGGCAAACAGCUCAGCUUGGCCAGAAGACGAACCCCUUUGGACAGAACAAUGCGUCUCCGUUCGGCCAGCCGUCCGGUGGCCUCGGUGCAGGCGGAUCAGCGCCAAACCCAUUCGGAGGACAGGCCGCUGCACCAGCUGCGCCCGCCGCGCAACAAGCGGCGGCGCCUGGGAGCGGGCCGUACCCGCCGGGGAGCUCGAGGCAGCAUCCACCAGUGUCGAGCUACAGCUCCAAGGACAUGAACGGGCGGUUAUCCAAUUGGAAGGGCAAGCCCGUCACCUAUCAGGGCAAUCUGCCUGGCAUUCGAGCCUUCAACGGCGCGUGGACGAGGAUAUGGUUCCCGGAUGGCCCGCCAAACUACUACAAGGACACUGAGCUACCCGAUGAGUUAUAUGAUGACAAGUCGAAGCAGCAGUGGCAGUCGUUUGCGCAGACGGGCAAGUUUGAGGGUCUCAUGCCCGAGUUGCCUCCUAAGAGAGAGUUUUGUCUUUGGGAUUUGUAAAGGGGGCGGGCGAUAACGGAAGAGACGAAGCAAGGGGACCGAAAGCGGUCUUUAUGUACUUGUGUAAAGGGGGCUGGCAUUGCACGGCGUUGAUUUCAAAAAGGAUCAGUUGGUGACCGGGGGUUGGGGUAUCUGGCUGAGCAUGUGGUAUUAUGGUGCUCAUACUGCACUCUACCUAGUUGGGCAC
Molecule: messenger RNA, 2248 nt
Organism: Colletotrichum scovillei
Lineage: Eukaryota; Fungi; Ascomycota; Sordariomycetes; Glomerellales; Glomerellaceae
Exons: 4
Coding region: 121-2061 (646 amino acids)
Molecular function (GO): metal ion binding
Source: RefSeq, a predicted model, not a curated record